GCGAGCUGCGAUAGCGUUGGAGGCUAUCGCAGCCCAGACCUCUUUUUCUCCUGGCCGCAGCUGUACGCUCCUUUUUCGCAGCUGGUCCAAGCAAAACACUGAGUGGAGAGUCGGCGCUCGCUUGGCCUGCUGACAAACAUGCGUUUUUAUUUCACAAAGAGUGAUACACCCCAGAGGAAAGGUUUUACACAACAGACCGCAGGAAGAUGUACAACGGCGUCACCUCUGCAUGACAGCCCGAUCCCAAUUAAACCCGGUUUAUAAUGGAGUAACAUUUCACUGGGCAACAGAAAGGACCACUGCCUGCCAGUGCUGCCAAUCCCCCAUCGGAGAAGCCGGAUUCACGUGUUUUCUCUUUUCUAUGAGGACUGUCACCAGUGAUAGACUCGCUGCAGGUGCAUAGACCCUCUAACUGAUCUUCCUGCAGCCAUGGCCCCACCGAGCACUGAACUGUCCCGCUGCUAGGCGACAGGGCAUCCGACAGGGCAGGAGACAUGUUGGGACAGAGGCCAGAGGACCACUGCACUGAAGUCUGUUACUAUAGCAAAUACUGUAGUAACCAUGGAAAAGCUAUGGAGGACUGCUCUAGUCUGGAUUGUUAUCAUCCAUUUUGCCACCGGGAUCACAGGAGGUCGCAAAGAUGAGUUUGUGAAAUCACAAGCUGCUUUCCUGUCCAGCCUAGACCAGUAUGAGAUCGCCAUCCCUGUGCGUGUAGGACCAUAUGGCGAAAUGCUGGACACAGAGAGGACGAAAUACCACCAAAGAAGACGGCGAAGCACUGAAGACAGGCUGCCUGACUCUCUCUUCUAUCAGUUGUCCACAUCACAGAACAACUUCCUGCUGAACCUGACGCUGCAGGGAGGCCUGUUGUCUCGCCAGUUCAGGGUGGAGUACUGGAAGAGGGGCCAAUUAGCCUGGAGUCACCCUUACUCUCCUCAUUGUCACUACACAGGCCACCUGCAGGACCAGCCUCACUCCAGCAAAGUGGCCCUGAGCAACUGUAACGGCCUGCAGGGGGUGAUUGUUGCAGGGGGAGAGGAGUACCUCAUUGAACCGCUUGUCUCACCAGAUAACCAAACGAGGGCAGCGAGGGGGGAGAGAACAGAGGGGCGCCCCCAUGUGGUUUACAAACGCUCAUCACUGCGCCAUCAGUACAAGGGCCGGUCCUGCGGAGUCUCUGAUGAAAAACCAAUGAAAGGGGCCUCGUGGUGGCAGCGGACUCUGAAGACCCCGCCUCUCCACGUCGGCCGUGGCCAGCUGCCCCUGAAGCGCUCGGUCAGUCAGGAGCGGUACGUGGAGACGCUGGUGGUGGCUGACAAGAUGAUGGUGGGUUACCACGGUCGCAGGGACAUCGAGCAGUACAUCCUGGCCGUCAUGAAUAUUGUUGCCAAACUGUUCCAUGAUUCUAGCCUGGGGAAUGCAGUCAACGUGGUGGUGACACGGCUCAUCCUGCUCAUGGAAGACCAGCCAACACUGGAGAUCAACCACCAUGCAGGGAAGUCUUUGGACAGUUUCUGUAAGUGGCAGAAAACCAUCCAGCACCGCAGCAGCAGCUAUGGGAACGCCAUCCCGGACAAUGGCAUUGCUCACCAUGACACAGCUGUACUCAUCACCAGGUACGACAUCUGCAUCCAGAAAAACAAGCCCUGUGAAACUUUAGGGCUGGCCCCUGUGGGUGGGAUGUGUGAACCAGAGAGGAGUUGCAGCAUCAACGAAGACAUCGGCCUGGGGACGGCCUUCACCAUCGCCCAUGAGAUGGGUCAUACGUUUGGGAUGAACCAUGACGGGAUGGGGAACGCCUGUGGACCGCGGAGCCAGGAGACCGCCAAGCUGAUGGCUGACCACAUCACCAUGAAGACAAACCCGUUCAUCUGGUCGGCCUGCAGCCGCGAUUACAUCACCAGUUUCCUGGACUCAGGUCUGGGCUCCUGUCUGAACAACGUUCCCCCUAAGCAGGAGUUUGCGUACCCCACCACAGCACCAGGUCAAGCCUAUGAUGCAGAUGAGCAGUGCCGCUUCCAGUAUGGCGUCAGAUCCAGACAGUGCAAAUAUGCGGAGGUCUGCAGUGAACUGUGGUGCAUGAGUAAGAGCAACCGCUGCAUCACCAGCAGUAUACCCGCUGCAGAGGGAACCAUCUGCCAGACUAAUACAAUUGAGAAAGGGUGGUGCUUCAAGAGGGUGUGUGUUGCAUAUGGCACUCGUCCAGAGGGCGUGGAUGGAGGCUGGGGUCUGUGGUCCGCCUGGGGGGAGUGCAGCAGGACCUGUGGAGGUGGAGUCUCCUCUUCUGUCCGUCAUUGUGACAGCCCCAGGCCAACCAUUGGUGGAAAAUACUGUCUGGGAGAAAGAAAACGCUUCAGGUCCUGUAAUAUUGAUGAGUGUCCUGCAGGCUCCAGGGACUUCAGAGAGAUCCAGUGCUCUGAGUUUGAUAGCACUCCUUUCAGGGGGAAAUUUUACACCUGGAAACCGUACAGAGGAGGUGGGGUGAAGCCCUGUUCUCUCAACUGCCUUGCAGAAGGUUACAACUUCUACACAGAGCGAGCUCCCGCAGUGGUGGACGGCACACCGUGUCGGGAUGACUCCGUGGACGUUUGUGUGAACGGAGAGUGUAAGCACGUGGGUUGUGAUCGGGUGCUGGGCUCGGACGUACGGGAGGAUCGCUGUCGGAUCUGUGGGGGUGACGGCAGCAGCUGCAUCUCUGUGGAGGGAGUCUUCAACGACUCGCUGCCUGAAGGAGAAUAUGAAGAAGUGGUGAGAAUACCUAAAGGAUCAGUAUUCAUCCACAUACAGGAGCUCAACAUCUCCCUCAACUACCUUGUCCUGAAGAGUAAGAAUGAUCAGUAUUUUAUCAAUGAGAAGCUCACCACUGACACGGCUCGAAGGGUCAACGCUGCUGGGACCACUUUCCACUACAGGCGGCCCGCUGACGGACCAGAAACUCUUGAAGCUCUUGGACCAACAAAUAUGACCCUAAUUGUCUUGUUACGGCUUAGUGAGGACAAUCCAGGGAUCCACUAUCGUUUCAACCCACCAGUCAGCAGGGAUCCUAUGAGUGGCUUCGCCUGGCAGUACACGUCCUGGUCCCGCUGUUCAGCUUUGUGUGCUGGAGGUGUCCAGAUCCAGCAGGUUGUGUGUAAACGGCAUUCAGAUCUUUCAGUCGUCUACAAUCAUUUCUGUGACAAGAAGAGCAAACCCAAAGAGAAGAGGAGAUCCUGCAACACUGAGCCGUGCUCUCCAAACUGGUGGACAGGAGAGUGGUCAGAGUGCAGCCGCAGCUGUAACGGCGGCCUGCGGACUCGGGAGGUGUUGUGUAAAAGGAGGAUUUCUGUGAUGGAGGAGAAGGUCCUGGAUGAUUCGGCCUGCAGCUCCCCUCGCCCAUCGUUUACAGAGCCCUGCAGCAACCACAGCUGCCCUCCAGAGUGGAUGGCUUUGGAUUGGUCUGAGUGCACACCCAGUUGUGGUCCUGGCUACAGACACCGUGUGGUGUUGUGUAAGAGCGGAGAGAGCGGCGACACGUUGCCAGACUCAAAGUGUCCCAAAUAUGGCCGACCCACCUCCAGGGUGCGCUGUAACCUGCAGCGCUGCCCUCCACCUCAGUGGGUCACAGGUCCAUGGGGGGAGUGCUCUGCCAGGUGCGGUCUGGGACAGGAGAUGCGUUCGGUGCAGUGUCUCACCCACACUGGCCAGCCAUCCAACGAGUGUCUGGAGCACCAGCGGCCCGCAGCUAUGCAGCAGUGCAAGAGCAAAUGUGACCCCAGUCUGCCCAUUAAUACAGAGAAUCCAGAAGGUCAGAGGACAAAUUUCACUGCUGAAUGUAAAGACGUGAGCACUGUGGCAUACUGCCCCCUGGUGCUCAGGUUCAAGUUCUGCAACCGGCCGUAUUUCAGACAGAUGUGCUGUAAGACCUGUCAGGGACACUGACGCUGCUGCAGCUGUUGGAGGUCAAACAGUAAGACUGAACCUUUUCCACUGAGCCUCGCUGCAGUAGUUGUCGCCGUGUCUCCGUCACUUCAAGCUUGGAUACGAUUUUUUAAGCUGGCAAACGGACACGCUGAAGUUACAAAGAGGAGGUUUUUGUUCUCCUCACUGAUAACCUGGAUCUGAAACCUCUGGACUAAACAUCUUCCACUGGAGGAGAGGGUGGAUUCUAUGUCCCCUAGAGAGGAAGGAGGCAGGAGCUGUCCUCCAUCAUCUGUCAGGACGAGCCCUCUCUCUCUCUCUUUCUUUAUCUCUCUUUAUCUGUUUUCUCCAAACUUUCUCGUAAAAUUUUGGUGCUAUGUGUUCUACUCUGGCUACAGGACUGACUGCAGUAUUCUUAAGAUUCAUUAGAUUUUCACGAGGAGCCUAAAUGUGUAGUCUGUUCUGUUUUUUAAACUUCCACUUUUUUAAUUAUUAUGCCCAGAAAAAGAUUAGCUCCUAUGAUUUUCUUUUCUCUUAAUUGACUUUUAUAUUAUUAAUUUUCAUUUUUUUUCUUUUACAUAUUAGUCUAACCUCCAAGUCCUCGCAGGUAUUAAGUAGAAUGAGCAGAGUCAAGUUGCACAAAGAGUCUCAGCACUCACAGGACUUGUGUGCGUUUUGUUUCUUGAACCGUUAUUUGACUUGAUGUGGAAGUUGUGGGAAAUGCCGCAGUCUUGUCGUCUUGGAUAGUUUCCCUACAGAUUAUCACCUCUGCAAGUCUUAUAUAGCUAUAUGCUGUAGGGUUUGACAGAAAACGUUUCCGUAAGAUAGGAUGUUGGGUUGUGUUGUGGCUGCAGACUUUGGCAGCUUCAGAAAGAGGUUCCUCUCAGUCAUUAUCAGAUUUCACUCAUUGCAACCUGGUUGUUAAGUUUUUUUGACUUUUUUUUCCCCACAUACAGUAUGCAUAAAGGUGCAAAUAUUAAGUGGAAACACAGAGCACAGUGAGCCGCAGUUAGACAGCUCUGCCAGCAGGGAAUAAAAUCAACCUCAGAUAUCUAGCAGAAGUGCUAAUCUAAUAUAAGGCAUAAUUUAUCCGCCCUGUUUAGGCGUGACCAUAUAUACAAUUAUCCCUAAAAUGAUCCAACAUCAUCCAAAAAAUAAUUCAACCGUUUUGGCAUUUAUUUAAUUGUUUUAUGUCCUACCAUGCUAACAUGAAACUUUGCUAAAGUAACUAUAUAUGAUUAAGUAAAUCCCAAAAAAUGGUUUCAUUAUUUUUUUCAGUUUUCAAAUAUGAAUUAGUAAGUUCAAACUUUGCAUAAGGUACAAAUGAAAAAUUUCUGAGUGUAAAUUUACAAAUUUGGAUCAACAACCUCUAACGAGGCUGUUACACUCUUUACUGGAUGGCCGAAGAAGAAUGGAAGAAAGGCAUAAAACGAAAAGCAGCGGUUGUACGUUUGAUCUCUGCCCCUCCGAGUAGAGCAACCUCUACUCCAGAAAGGAGCCAGCUGAGGUGGAUUGGACAUCAUGCCCCCUGGCUCCUCCCUCCGGAGCUGUUCAAGGCACCUCUGCUAAGAGUGCUGCCCCCACGAGCUGGUCAAGGAUAAGCAGAGGACGACAGCUUAGAUUCACAUAUUUAGACACCUACAUUUACAUUUUAUAGACUGUUAUCUUCCACCAUAAGGCCCCUCUCCUGCAGUUUGAUAAUCUGGGUUUUCUGUCCAUGCCGGCUGCAGUGCAGCGAGAUGAAAGCAAGCAUGUAGAUUUCUAAAAUCAGCUCACAGUCCUCUGUAGUGAAAUAUAAUAUAUGACUAAUAUAUGGGAUUUAGAGUCAAUAAGUUCAAACUAAAAUCAGAGCAAAAAACUAACAACAACAAUGCUUAAAGGUAUAGUGGAGAAUGUUUGUGAAUUUUUGAAACGACCGCUCUCUCCACUUAAA
Messenger RNA from Cyprinodon variegatus (sheepshead minnow), 5830 nucleotides. RefSeq names its product A disintegrin and metalloproteinase with thrombospondin motifs 10-like (gene adamts10). The record is from RefSeq and is a predicted model, not a curated record. The transcript is spliced from 26 exons. Bases 562 to 3918 code for a protein of 1118 amino acids. Gene Ontology annotation, cellular component: extracellular matrix. Gene Ontology annotation, biological process: extracellular matrix organization; proteolysis. Gene Ontology annotation, molecular function: metalloendopeptidase activity. NCBI's taxonomy places the organism in Eukaryota, Metazoa, Chordata, Actinopteri, Cyprinodontiformes, Cyprinodontidae.